GUUCCCUAUCACUAGAGCCUAGCGAAGCAGCUCGCCAAGAAAUACCGUCAGCACUCGCGUACUCUACAUCCUCGUAUCUCACAAGCUGCAGCCCAUCACAGAGCUCGAUGGCAAAGACCUUUUCAACGUGUGGCAUCAAUGCAUCAUGUGUCACUUUGAUCUAUGGAAGGCAGGGGUCCAUCACCGAGAUGCCAGCCCUAGCAAUAUGACGUAUUACAAGUCUGAAGGCGCCCUGAUGGGUAUCUUCUACAACUAUGAUUUUUUAUCAUCACUGUCGACUCCGGCGGGCUCUGGAGGCAACGAACGCAUGGGCACAAUACCGUUCAUGGCGCUCGACCUCCUAUCUAACACGUGGGGUCAACGAGGCGAAGUCAAACAUUUGUAUCGCCAUGAUCUGGAGUCCUUCAUG
Messenger RNA from Suillus clintonianus, 409 nucleotides. RefSeq lists its product as uncharacterized. NCBI's taxonomy places the organism in Eukaryota, Fungi, Basidiomycota, Agaricomycetes, Boletales, Suillaceae. The record is from RefSeq and is a predicted model, not a curated record. The annotation marks the transcript as partial. The transcript is spliced from 2 exons.